Messenger RNA from Antrostomus carolinensis (chuck-will's-widow), 1054 nucleotides. RefSeq names its product activating transcription factor 7-interacting protein 1-like. Gene Ontology annotation, biological process: regulation of DNA-templated transcription. The transcript has a single exon. Lineage: Eukaryota; Metazoa; Chordata; Aves; Caprimulgiformes; Caprimulgidae. Gene Ontology annotation, molecular function: transcription coregulator activity. Gene Ontology annotation, cellular component: transcription regulator complex; nucleus. The record is from RefSeq and is a predicted model, not a curated record. The annotation marks the transcript as partial.
AUGGAUAACACAGAGGAACCUCAGAAAAAAGUAUUUAAAGCACGAAAAACAAUGAGAGUAAGUGAUCGACAACAACUUGAAGCUGUCUAUAAGGUUAAAGAGGAGCUGUUGAAGACAACUGAAGUUAAACUGUUAAAUGGAAAGCAUGAAAAUGGAGAUUCUGAUUUAAAUUCCCCUUUAAGCAGUACAGACUGUAUGGAGGACAAGAGGGAAGUUAAUGGCCUAGUGGACUUGUGUGUUAACUCUGAAGAAGGGAGAACAGCUUCUGAUAAAACUAGUGAAGCCAAAAGCCCUGAAAGUAGGGCAGGGAACAUAGUCAAUGAUAUAGAACCCAAACCUCUAACGCUGUCUCCAGAGAAUGUUACUGCUGAGCAAGAUAAAGAUACUGAUACUGCUUCAGCCUGUCAGGCUGAAAAUGGAGCGCUUAGUAGCCGUAAAGAUAACUUCCAUGAGGAAAAUAAUACAAAAGAUCAUUUGGACCAAAGAGAGAGUGACGUGCCAUCGGAAGGUGAAAGUAAAUCAGUCUGUGUUGUUAGUGACUCUUCUGAAGAGAAGGAAGAGAAAAAUGACUUAACUGUUAAUUCCAAUUCAUCUGGUGAGGAAAAGAGGACUGAAAAAGUAACUUUUGACGAUACUGUUGGAGAAGAGGCCAUCUCUAGCAGUAUGGAAGCUGACCAGGAACCAAAGGACAAUCAAGAUGGCACUCGAGGUCUUUCAGAAACCGCUGUUCAGAAGACAAUAGAUGAGCCAAGUGAAAGUAUCUUGGACAAUACUGACUCUAUGGAAACAGAUGAAAUUAUUCCAAUUUUGGAAAAACUAGCCCCUGCUGAGGAUGAAUUGAGCUGUUUUUCUAAGAGUUCUCUGCUUCCAGUGGAUGACACAGUCCCAGAUUUAGAAGAGAAAAUGGACAACUGUUUGGGUUCACCAUCCAAGCAGGAAAGCAAUGAAAGUCUGCCAAAAGAGGCUUUCUUAGUACUGUCUGAUGAAGAGGAUCCCUGUGAUGAGAAGGAGGAAUGUGCUGAAGUGAUACUACCAGACAAGUCAGGUCUUCCAG